Molecule: messenger RNA, 1431 nt
Organism: Entrophospora sp. SA101
Lineage: Eukaryota; Fungi; Glomeromycota; Glomeromycetes; Entrophosporales; Entrophosporaceae
Source: the annotation of a GenBank genome assembly
AUGAGAUUGGUACCUCGAGAGCUUGAUAAACUUGUUCUUCACCAAGUUGGUUCCUUAGCUCAAAAACGUCUUGCACGUGGAGUAAAAUUAAACCAUACAGAAGCCACCGCUCUCAUUGCCUCUCAACUAUUGGAAUUGAUCCGUGAUGGCAAUAAUUCUGUUUCAGAUUUGAUGAACAUUGGCAAACGAAUACUCGGGAGACAACAUGUUCAGCCUGAUGUUUUGGAAACUUUGGUCGAAGUGCAAGUUGAAGGAACUUUUCCCGACGGCACUUAUUUGGUUACUGUCCAUGACCCAAUCUCUUCUGAUGAUAUUGACUUGGGAUUGGCUUUGUACGGAAGUUUCUUACCGAUUCCUGAUAAAUCUAAAUUUACUCGACAAUCAACAAAAGUUAGUAAGGAAGAUAAAGAUGUUGCUCCCGGCGCUGUUAUUGUUAAACCUGGUAAAAUUAUUUUGAAUGAAGGUAGAGAAAGAGUUGCUGUAAAGGUUACAAAUACCGGUGAUAGACCAAUUCAAGUUGGGUCCCAUUAUCAUUUUAUUGAGACGAAUCCAGCAUUGAAAUUUGAUAGGGGUCAAUCAUAUGGUAAAAGACUUGAUAUACCAGCUGGAUCAGCUGUACGUUUUGAGCCAGGCGAAACAAAAACAGUCACAUUGGUAUCAAUUGCUGGAUCGAAAUAUAUUAGUGGUGGAAAUGGAAUAGCAACCGGAAAGGUUGAUUUGUCAAAAAUUGAAUCAAUUGUUGAAACUUUAUUAAAUAAAGGAUUUAACCAUAGCCCACAACCACAACUUGCUUCAUCAUCGUGCACCCCAUACACUAUUGACAGAAGAGCUUAUUCUGAUAUUUUUGGUCCAACAACUGGGGAUAAAGUUAGAUUGGGUAAUACUAAUUUAUGGUUGGAGAUUGAAAAGGAUUAUACCAAGUAUGGCGAUGAGUGUAAAUUUGGUGGUGGCAAAGUGUUGAGAGAGGGUAUGGGUCAAUCAACUACCAUAACUGACAAGGAUGCUUUAGAUUUAGUUAUAACUAAUGCUAUAGUUCUUGAUUAUACUGGAAUUUAUAAAGCUGAUAUUGGAAUAAAGAAUGGAUUAAUUGUUGGUGUUGGUAAAGCUGGUAAUCCUGAUGUUAUGGAAGGUGUGACACCUGGAAUGAUUGUAGGUGCUACUACUGAAGCCUUGGCUGGUGAAGGUCACAUAUUCACAGCUGGUGCCUUGGAUGUUCACGUUCAUUAUAUUUGUCCUCAAUUAAUUCCUGAGGCAAUAUCAUCUGGUAUUACAACAUUAGUAGGUGGAGGUACAGGGCCAAAUACUGGUACCAAUGCAACAACAUGUACACCGGGGCAACAUCAUAUAGAAAUGAUGCUAUCUGCAACAGAUGAUAUGCCAAUUAAUUUUGAAUUCAGUGGUGAACAUGGUAAUGUUUUAUUUCAAGAUUGA